Saccoglossus kowalevskii is the source of this 449-nucleotide messenger RNA. Its product is annotated as flavin reductase (NADPH)-like. The record is from RefSeq and is a predicted model, not a curated record. Lineage: Eukaryota; Metazoa; Hemichordata; Enteropneusta; Harrimaniidae.
GUGUGGUUCAUGAAUACAAUGAAUCAAUAACCGUUUGCUGACCUGAAUAUUGACGUCAUGAAAGAGGGCCAGAAGAUCAGCAGGUGAUUGGCCACUGCGACUGCGAUUCAUUUCAACCAUGAAGGUCGCUGUGUUAGGAGCAACGGGCAGAACUGGUGUACCCCUUGUACGCCAGGCUCUAGAGAAAGGGCAUCACGUAGUGGCUAUCGUACGUGAUAGGUCAAAGGUGACGAUUGAACAUGAGUGUUUACAGGUCGUGGAGAGUGACAUUUACUCCAGUGAGUCUCUAGCGGAGCAUUUCAGUGGAGUAGACGCAGUGAUAUCUUGCCUCGGCUCUCCCGGUCUUUGGAAAACCACCCUGUAUUCAGAGUCAAUAAAGUCCAUUGUGUCAGCAAUGAGGAAAGCCAGUGUAACUCGCUUUGUCUGCAUAACAUCGUGGUGCACUGUGU